AUGUCGGCUCGUUUGUUCUUGGCUAACCCUAUCAAGGGCAACAUGCGUCUGUCGAUGCCGGCUGCUCGCUCGCUGGCUACGGCUGCUAUCCGUCAGCCCCUGACACAGGUGACGAUGCUGCCCAACGGUCUUACUGUGGCCACGGAGUCGAACCCAUCGGCUCAGACGGCUACGGUGGGUGCGUGGAUCGACGCUGGCUCCCGUUCGGAGACCCAGCGCAACAACGGCACGGCCCACUUUCUCGAGCACAUGGCGUUCAAGGGCACGAACAACCGUACGCAACACGGCCUUGAGCUCGAGGUCGAGAACCUCGGCGCGCAUCUGAAUGCUUACACGUCGCGUGAACAGACGGUGUUCUACGCCAAGGCGUUCCGCCAAGACGUCGGCAAGGCUGUGGACAUUGUGUCCGACAUUUUGCAGAACUCGAAGCUCGACGCUUCGGCUAUUGAGCGCGAGCGCGACGUGAUUCUGCGUGAGCAAGAGGAGGUCGAGAAGCAGGCGGAAGAAGUGGUGUUUGACCACCUGCACGAGGUGGCGUUCCAGGACCAGGCGCUUGGCCGGACGAUUCUCGGCCCGAAGGAGAACAUCCUGUCGAUUAGCCGUGAUGACCUGACCAACUACAUUCAGUCGAAGUACACGGCCGACCGCAUGGUGCUUGUGGGCGCUGGUGGUGUAGAGCACGAGGAGCUUGUCAAGCUGGCUGAGAAGCACUUUAGCCACCUGCCCGUGGCGCAGAACCCGAUCCGCCUGGGCGAGAACCAGUACGAGCCCAGUCGCUUUGUCGGCUCGGAGGUACGUGUGCGUGACGAUACGUCGUCGACGUGCAACAUUGCCAUUGCCGUGGAAGGUGCGAGCUGGAAAUCGCCUGACUACUAUCCCAUGCUCGUGCUCCAGUCGAUCUUUGGCAACUGGGACCGUUCGCUUGGCUCGUCCCCGCUCAUGUCGAGCCGUCUCUCGCACAUUGUGUCGACCAACAACCUGGCCAACUCGUUCAUGCACUUUAGCACGUCAUACUCGGACACGGGUCUGUGGGGUGUGUACAUGGUCAGUGAGAACCACAUGAACCUGGACGACAUGGUGCACUUUACGCUCAAGGAGUGGCAGCGCGCGUCGACGGGUCCAUCGCCUGCCGAGGUCGAGCGUGCCAAGUCGCAGCUGAAGGCGUCGCUCCUGCUGGGUCUGGACGGCACGACUGCUAUUGCCGAGGACAUUGGUCGCCAGCUCAUUACGACAGGCAAGCGCGCGACGCCUCAGGAGAUUGAGGUGGCCAUCAACUCCGUGACGCCUGCCGAGAUUCAGCGUGUGGCGCAGAAGUACAUCUGGGACAAGGACAUUGCCAUCGCCGCUACGGGCCGCGUUGAGGGUCUGCUGGACUACAACCGUAUCCGUGCGGACAUGUCGACGCUCAUCUACUAA
Molecule: messenger RNA, 1416 nt
Organism: Malassezia restricta
Lineage: Eukaryota; Fungi; Basidiomycota; Malasseziomycetes; Malasseziales; Malasseziaceae
Product: mitochondrial-processing peptidase subunit beta
Exons: 2
Coding region: 1-1416 (471 amino acids)
Cellular component (GO): mitochondrion
Molecular function (GO): metal ion binding; metalloendopeptidase activity
Source: RefSeq, a predicted model, not a curated record